This is a messenger RNA of Diachasma alloeum, 4255 nucleotides long. Its product is annotated as DAZ-associated protein 2. The transcript is spliced from 5 exons. NCBI's taxonomy places the organism in Eukaryota, Metazoa, Arthropoda, Insecta, Hymenoptera, Braconidae. The coding region runs from base 368 to 898 and encodes 176 amino acids. The record is from RefSeq and is a predicted model, not a curated record.
AAGGCGCUAGUUGUCUGUCAAACCAGUGAUACGUGCUGCAACAUAGGGAGUGUGUGACAGCCAUUCUUAAGAAAAAGAAUUAUAAAAAAUAUAUUUUUCGGUUGAUAUUAUCAGUUAGGAACAUUAAACGAUAAUAAAGUGUGCGUGUGUGUGAAUUACCCGGAGAUAAUUGACUAGUGAUUCUAACAAUAUCUUUGUGCAAAAUCUCGAAGCAAUUUUUUUCUCCCAUUUUUUUUUCCUAUUGCAAAAGGCGUGAAAAUCGUUGAAAAAAGAAGUAGCGUAAUAAUAAAAAGAAAAUUUUAGCGAGAAAAAAAGCAAAAAAUUCAAUCGUUUUCUAGAGUUUCGAGAGCGAAAAAACUAAGCAAUAAUGACGGACAAGAAAGCAUAUCCCGUGGCUCCGCAUCCACCGACUGGAUUCGUACCAGCGCAAGCGCAGCCCACAGCUUAUGGAGUUGCAGGAGCUGGUCCAUACGGGGUAUUCCCAAAUCAGCCACAGCUUUACGCUACGCAAGGGCCACCGCCACCCACAUAUGAUCAAACGCUGACGCAUCCAAUGAUGUACCAGCCAAUGUAUGGGCAGGGAUACCCAGGAGGAUAUUUAACCGGCUAUCCAACAGCUUAUGGACCACUGCAGUACUAUCCGCAACUGGCAGCAGCAGCUUAUUAUCCGACCGCUGCCAUGCAGCCUGCACCAGUCAGGCCAACUAUGCUGGUACCUAAUGGCUUUGAUGGCGGCCGUUUCGAUGGACUUUCGCAACAAGUUUUACCACCACCACCACCACCUGGUGUUGCGAAUGCUGCACAGUUGGCUGCUAUGGCUGGCCACAGUGUUGCCUUGUCACAAAAAAAGGGAUCGUUCCUCGGUGGUGCUGCAGAGGGGGGCUAUACUUUCUGGUAAAGAAAAAGACAGCCGAGAAAAUUUUUUGGGUAAUGAUGAGCUAUUCUGGAGGCAGGAAAUAUAACAGUUUGAAGCGACAAAUUGAAAUAUGAAAUGUAGACUAAAACAAUUACCCGAAACGCUAUAUCUUCGAUGGUCCUUUGAUUCGAAUUUCGAUCCAACAAUUUUUUUAGGCGAAAUACUUCAAAAUUUGUAUUAGUAAAUGAGUGCGGAAAAAUUGAACGUAUUUUCGAAAUUUUUUGAACGUAAAAUUUGCUCACACCGGAGACUUUCUCAACGAAAGGAAUUCUAUACAUCGAAAAUAAUAUCAACUUUGUGAAAUUUAAUUGAAGUCAUUAUUCAUUUGUGACUGCUUCCUUGAGGUUUUCUUCAUCGAAUUUGAAAUCAUUAGCUGUUCAGUAUUAUUACAAUAAAAUGGACAAUCGCGGUAAUUGUAUCAAUAUAUAUCAAAACCCAAAAAUUGUUGGGUCUUUCGAAAUUCGAGGAUCAGUAUUUCUUAUUGAAGCGAAAAACAAAAUUGACGGAAUGAUGGUGAGAGAAUUGAGUGAAAUGAAUUAAAAAACAGUUCGGAUGAAAAAAAAAAUGGAGGGCUGUUCGCAAUAUUUUUUUGACGAUUUGCCCCGCAAUCCUGGGACCGAAUGGUGUGUGUGAGUGAGGAAAGAAUAGAGAGCGAGAGAGUGUGAGAAUUAAAUCAUUGAUGACGUUGUGCAUGACAUUGAACAAAAAAUCACCAACAUGAGAGAGGAUAGAUCAGAAAAAUUGAGAAAAAACGAAAAAAAGAUAUCGAAAAAAUCGAGAUUGCGGUGAUGCUCAGAGUUGGAAAAAACGAGUGGGAAAGUGUAUUAUCUGUUAUAUAAAUCCACCACAGAGACGAGAAGAUAAGAUUGGUGGCCGCUGAUUAUCGAAAUUAAAAUGAAUCUCAGAGGGAUUCUUCUAAAGGGGACGAGGGAAAAUUUAAGAUUCACUUUGGUGCCAAAAUAAAUUUUAAAUCAAUCCACUCCCACUCGUUUAUUUGCGGCUCGAAAAAUUGAACUUCUUUCGUUGAUUAUGAGAAAACUGAGGUUUUUUAUUUGUUGCAAUUCUGUGAUUGAGUUCCAUAAGGAGAUAAGUUGAUCGGAUUUUCACUCGAUGAGAUGAAAAAUCUUGAUGAUUCUUGUUUUAGUUGUUGUUUCCCUUUUUUUCUCCUUCAGGAAGAGAAAUAUCUGCAUUGAACAUAGUCCAAUUUUUCUAGAAAAUAUUCAGAAUCUUGAAUGAAAAUCGUACUUACAACUCGAUUAUGCUGAUUCUGCUUUAAUACCGUACAUCAUGUACUCACAAGCCGAGGGAGAUUUCUGAGGUGCUAUCGUAACUGAAUUUUCCAACAGAUGGAAAAACCUUCAUUUCUAGAAUUUUUUUCUGUUUCCAAUUCUCUGAGAUCUCGUCUGUCCAACUCGAAUUUUUAAUACCCCGCUAUGAUGAUAUUGACUGUAGUUAAUCUAAUUUUCCAAUGAGUUCCACCACAUGAAUUCAUGAAUUCGUUGAAGAAAUCUGCCUGUCCAUAAAUUGUAACUUAUCUCCUUACUCGACUUGACUCGAGAAUUUGAUUUCUCAUCGUUUUCUCAAUGAAUCAUUAGCUAGGAAGAUUCAAGUGUUGAUUUAGCUUUCGAAAAUCAUAUUUUUCAGGGAAAUCAAAUGUUCCAAAAUAGAACGAAAACUAGUAAAGUACAAAUGUGUCUGGAAAUUUUGGAAAAUUUGAUUUUUUUUCUACAUUCAUUUCUUAAAAUGAACCUUAGGAACUAUUGAAACAUCCCCUUGCUAUGAAAAAACUUGACGAAAGUUUUUUCAUAAUGGGCGGGAGGGAAUAAUGAUAUUAUUAAGUAAUUGAAUCGAGCUAAUCGAAUCUACCAAUUAAAAGGAUGAACACAGAAUGACGGAAAGGUGAAGAUAAUGAGCUAAUGUUUUAUAUUUCUUUAGCAACAAUUCUGUUAAAUCAUUAUUUUCUUUUCUGUUGACGACGCCUGCAUGUCCUCAAACGUGACGAAAAACGAUAUUUCAACUCUACGAAGGCAGCACAUGAGGGAUGGCAAACAGUUGGUGGAUGUGAAAAUUUGAAAAUGUCAAGAGUUUGAUAUGAGAGAGUCCCCAGGAUCAAAUGUUGAUUUCACCCUUCGUAUUUGAUCUUUCAUGUGAAUCUCAUGGUGUUCAACUCUGAAAAAAAAUUUUUUUUUGUCAAAUAUUCAAAAUCGUAUCUCUCCACUCGAAUCAUUCCCAGAUGAGACUGAUUGGGUUUCAAUUAUGACAAAUGUUGCUCUAGAGAAUGUCUGUUGCACAUGACCUCGAAUUAACUCCCAUGAUUAUUCAUUUUUCCUAAAUUUCUCAUUCUCAAGAGGAACAAUUUCAAUUAAUUCUUAAUGUUGAUAAUUAUUGGGGGAAUUUACUCGAGAUCGUAACUAACACGAUCGUCUUCUAGAGCAAUAUAAUUGUCGUAAUUGAAAUUGAAAUCCAAUGAAAAAAAAAAUACUUCUCUCGAGUAAACGGAUAUUCGGCAAAAACAUUUUUUUUUCUCAGCGCACAUCUUAAAUAUUCCUGCUAUAGAAUAAAGGUAAACCUGAAAAUCUAGUCGAGUUAAAACUCAGUAAGUUGAAUUUUUCACUUGCGAAUGUAUUAGUGGUCUACUUACAAACAUUUGAUCCAUCCAUUCCAGUUAUCAAAAUUAAAAUCAAUUUUUAAUACUUCUGAACGCGAGCAUAACAUUGAGAAAAAUGAGUAGAAAAAUUGAGAUAUUCUGUCAUCAUCAAAAGUCACGUUUGAGAAUUGAGGUUUUUGAAUUGUUUCCUGUCAAUUUCUCCUCGAAGAAGGAAAAAUAUUGGAAAAAUCCGAUCUGAUUGUUUCAAUAUUUAUUUUUAAAUUAUUAUUAUUUAACAAUUUUUAUGAUCUAGAUUUGUACGUUGUUUCUAAGUAAUAUAUUUUUCCUAAUUCUCCCCUUUUUAAUAUUGUUUUUUUUUUUCAUUUUGCAAUUGAGGAAAAUAAAAAUUGAGACAGAUUGAAGCGGUUGAGACAAGUUUUAUAUCAUUGAUUCUAAAUGUAAGAAGAUGCAACUGAAGUAUUACUAAAAUGCGUACGCUAACAGGAAGCAUUAUUCAGACAUCCGUGUAAUUAAUUUAAAAAAUGAAGAGAAACCUUUUUAACUGUGGAACACUAUUGAACAAUUAAAAACAAUUGAUAAAAUGUAAAGCAGUUGAUAUUUAUGGAAUGGAAAAUGAUGGCCAGUUGAAUAAAAAAAAAAUGCCAUGACCAUGUUAUUUUUUUUAUUUCUGCGCUGAUGAUUUUGUUAUCUCAUACAUAGACACGAAAAUAAAAUGAAAAUUUGAAUUGGUC